AUGGUUCCUUUCAGUCUCACUUCACCUUCUGCUGCCUCCCUUUCAUUAACACGCCCGCCCUCAUUUAGACCCUCCCUUAAACCCAUAUACACAAGGUAUAACCAACUCAAAAAACUGAACCAGAGGCGGAGGGCGAGGAAUGGAAAGUGUAGGGCGGACUUAUCUGCUGAUGCACCGGUGGCUAUUGCUAUGGGCGCGUGUAUUCUGAGCUCGCUGAUUUUGCCAGCCACUCCUUUGCCGGAAGAUAGUGAAAGUGAUUCGCUGAUUGACUCUGCCGAUGCGAGGUUUGCUGUCAUGGGAAUCAUCAGUCUCAUUCCUUAUUUCAAUUGGAUGAGUUGGGUGUUUGCGUGGAUGGAUACUGGAAAGCGGCGAUACGCUGUUUAUGCUAUUGUAUAUUUGGCUCCUUACUUGAGGUCAAAUUUGUCGCUGUCCCCUGAAGAUAGCUGGCUGCCAAUUGGUAGCAUUCUCCUUUGCAUCAUUCAUAUCCAGCUAGAAGCUAGUAUAAAAAAUGGAGAUAUUCAGGGGUUUCAAAUAUUUAACGAGGCUGUGAAUCUUCUUUGGUCCAUGAAAGAAAAGAAGAAUCGAAGAAUUUAUGAAGAGGGGAAAGCGAGGGACAACCGAAAUUUGCCUUCUGCACAUGAACAAUCUAGGAAUGAGAUACAGAACUGGGGAUCAUCUGCUCAAGAUCCUGAACCCUUGAAUCAAGAUGGAGAAACAGAUGGGGGGAACAAGGAUUAG
Fraxinus pennsylvanica is the source of this 738-nucleotide messenger RNA. The record is from the annotation of a GenBank genome assembly. NCBI's taxonomy places the organism in Eukaryota, Viridiplantae, Streptophyta, Magnoliopsida, Lamiales, Oleaceae.